This is a messenger RNA of Capsicum annuum, 681 nucleotides long. RefSeq lists its product as uncharacterized. NCBI's taxonomy places the organism in Eukaryota, Viridiplantae, Streptophyta, Magnoliopsida, Solanales, Solanaceae. Bases 1 to 681 code for a protein of 226 amino acids. The record is from RefSeq and is a predicted model, not a curated record. The transcript has 3 exons.
AUGGCCGAGAGUUUCAAUGCUUGGGUUUUGAUUCCUAGGAACAAGAUAAUUAUUUCAAUGUUGGAAGAAAUCAGGAUAAAAGUAAUGACAAGGGUGAGCAGGGCAAGAAAAUUUGCAGAUUCUUGGAUAGAUGACAUAUCUCCAAUAGCAAUGAUGGUGUUCAAUGCAAAUCUAGAAAAAUCAAUGUGCAACAUUAACUGGAAUGAUAAUCAAGAAUUUGAAGUGACUGAAGGGACAUACAAACAUACUGUGAAUCUAAGUAUGUUGCCUCCCAACAAUCUUCUACUGGAAAGAGAAAAAAAAAACAGCACAAUCAACAUGGACAAAACUGAUGGAAAGUAUGGUAACAAGAGGCCAAGAGUUGUGGGUCAAGGUAUCUUUGUUUCUAAAUCUGGAUACACUUGUAUUAAUCAAGGAUUGGCUAGUAGUAGAAGGGUUAAUACAGGCAUAAUGAGUUUGGCACAUGUAACUGGUGAUAUUGGUUAUCAACCAACAAAAGAACUGAAGUGGAAAAAUUUACAUGCUGUUACUCAAAGGAAACUUAAAGUUCAAACAAGAUCAAAAGCUGCUAGAAUUAGGACAAAGGCGCAACUAUUAGGGAAAUCUCCAAUAACAACAAAGAGUACCAAGGCAAAACUUCAUCAAAGAAAAUGCAAAGGGCAAGGAAAAAAGUUCUGCUGA